UUUGAUGGUCCACCAGCGACCGACUACCAAGUUUAAUUACUUCCUUUUUAAUUGACAAUCGGAGGGCGGUUAAUGAACAGUGUCAAGGGGGCGUGGCCGGAGCCUAGUUGCACUUGAAGAUUACAAAUAUUAAGGUUGGCCGCCCCGCCGUUCGGCCGCUCACACGAUGACAUCAUGACGUCAGGCGUCAUUUAUACCGCGAUAGCCAGUCAAGUCAAUGCGGUCGCCGCCUUUCGUUGAGCACAACUUGUUGGCGUUGGCUGAAUUGCCUUGCGGAUUCCCUGCACACAAACAGCUCCGGGUAGCAUCGACCAGGCCAAGACCCCACCUUUAAUACCCCCAAAAGAACCACCGAAACAAAGCCAAGAUGUCGCACUCAGUGACCAUUACCCGCACCACCACCAGCACCACCAACACCUCCUACAUUGUCCUGAACACGGGCUAUCUGAAGACCUUCCCCGGAAUUCUCAAGCUCUUCCAGCUGAUCAUUGGUGCCGCCAUUGUGGGUAUUCUGGCAUAUAACUAUCAGGAUUACCGCAGCUAUUACAGCCGGGGCCAGCAGGAUCUGUUCCAGUAUCUCAUGGCCGUGACCUUUAUGAUAGGAACGUUUUGCUUACUCCUUGCCUGCCUCACGUCGCUGAGUACGGGUGGCAUUAUUGCCAAGACGAUCUAUGAGCUGAUUUACCACAGCGUUGCCGCCAUCCUGAUCCUCGUUUCGUCCACCUUCCUGCUGAUCCGGUUGCGUGACGUGAAGCACGACGCCUAUAUGGUGGCCGGCGUUUUGGGAUUGGUCAAUGCGGUGCUGUACUUCAUCAGCGCCUUCUUGGCCCAUCGGUCCUACCGCGGCAUUUAAGCAUUAAAACCAACCAAAACCCACCCCCACUCGGCAACUCCCGCAAAACUUUUGCAACUCCCCUCAGCGAGUGUUCAAGUGGAAUCAGCAAUCUCGAAGCAUUUGUUCUUCCCACAUCGACAUCCACAUCCACAUCCACUUCUAACCAUCGGAUCGGCCAGACGGAGGAGGCGAGAGCCCGGGCGUAGUAGAUGUACAGAAAGUGGGUGCCAAUCGGCGGAAUCUUUGUUGUACCGUGAAACGUUCUUUGGCGCUAGUUACACUUACUUAUAUUUUAACUGAUCUAUACAACUUUUUUUUGUCUCACUUUCUUUUAUACCAAGCAAUUGUCAUCUAUUCGAAUAAAGAUGUGUGUCUAUAUGUUUUUCUAUAAA
Drosophila gunungcola (fruit fly) is the source of this 1227-nucleotide messenger RNA. RefSeq lists its product as uncharacterized. Lineage: Eukaryota; Metazoa; Arthropoda; Insecta; Diptera; Drosophilidae. The transcript has 4 exons. Gene Ontology annotation, cellular component: membrane. The coding region runs from base 368 to 853 and encodes 161 amino acids. The record is from RefSeq and is a predicted model, not a curated record.